AUGCUACCUCCAUACAUACUUGCUUCGAUCCUGCGGAGGUGUCCCUGCCGAGAAUCCCAGAUAUCGCAGCUAGCGAUUUACUAUAAUAACAUCUCCCCGAGUCCUCCGAUCCUCGUCGCCAACGGCCUCGAGAACACGAGCAAGACAGAGAUCAUUCUUAACAUUUUAGAAAAGGCGAAUGUACAACAUGCUCUGAUCAGAGGUAGAGAAUGCCUGACUCAGAGACACCUUCUCUCCAAAAUCUUUGCGGCCUGCAUUGCCGGGUUGGAACAAGAAUCGCACCUCGAACAAUAUGAUAGGGUUGACAGCAUCAAUGCCUUGCUGGGCAAUCUUCGCAGACUGAGUGAAAGAGACAGGGAGAGGAAGUUUGUGGUUGUCAUUGAGGCUAUCGACAAGCUGAAGCAAGCCGGACCAACACUACUCCCAGCACUUGCACGACUAGGUGAUCAGGUUCCUGAAUUCUCGAUCCUCCUCACAUCGAGCUCUCCGAAGCCUCUCUUACUUCAUAAGCCUGGUGUCCCAUACGUCCACUUUCCUCCGUACACCAGAUCCGAGGCACUGCGAAUAGUCACUUUAGGGCGACCGUCGCCGUCUGCAUCAGAGCUUGGAAUGGAAGAAGAGAGCACUGCAAGACUCUACGCGCAGUUUGCGAUUACGAUCUACGACUCCCUUCUCCUGGCAACUUCAUCAACUUCACUCACAGCAUUCGCAUCGCUUUGUGACAAGUUAUGGCCGAUAUUCGUCCAACCCAUCACCUCAGGCGAGCCGGCACCAGGAAUGGGCAAGAAUAAAUGCUGGGACUUUGCGAAGCUUCUUGUCCGAGGCCGCUCAAUCUUCCAACUUGAGGGUGAGAAGGCUCUGACCACAACCCUGCCUGUUGAACUCUCGCAAGGACAAUUCCGUCCUAUAACCGACCAGACGCAUAUAAACGGAACGAAUCACAUAGUCGGCCGAGGCGGAAAUGUGAUGUCAAGCUCGACCAUCUCGAAGACCUCUCAACAGCAACGGCCACCGUUGUUGAAGCACUUCCCAACUCUUCUUCUUCUGGCAUGUUACCUUGCUAGUCAUACUGCACCUAAACACGACAUUCUACUAUUUUCACGCUUGAGCUCUGCCUCGAGCGCAACUAGCAAGAAGAUCCGGAGACUGAGACAGACGCCGACAAAGAGAAAAACCACUUCGGAACUUACAACACCGACCAAGUCACGCAACAAGUCCAUUUUCGCUGCAACUGCCAAUCUGGGUAUACCCAAAUCAUUCUCCUUGGAAAGACUACUGGCUAUCCUCCGUGCCAUUCACCCGCACGGCAUUCCAAACCGCCCGGGGAACGUAGUGAGUGAUCGAGUGUACCGAGAACUGGGUGAGUUGGAGAAACUACGGCUGGUGGUGCGAACUUCUGGGACAGGCAUAGGUGGUCUCUCAGCAGCCAGUGGUACAAGCACUCUUGCCGCAGAUGAUAUGACCGAAGAAAAAUGGAGGAUCAACGUCGGUAGAGAAUGGGUUGUCAGUAUGGGACAUGUUUGGGGAAUGGGAGUCAAUGAGUAUGAGAUUGAGCAAGAUUCCUGAAUCUAGGAGGGGAGGGCUCAAGUGGUUUUGAGGGGGUUAAAUGAAUAUGAUGAAGCAAUGACCUAGAUCAAAACGAACUUGUU
Exophiala oligosperma is the source of this 1649-nucleotide messenger RNA. RefSeq lists its product as uncharacterized. Gene Ontology annotation, molecular function: DNA replication origin binding. The coding region runs from base 1 to 1566 and encodes 521 amino acids. Gene Ontology annotation, cellular component: nuclear origin of replication recognition complex; nucleus. The transcript has 3 exons. Gene Ontology annotation, biological process: DNA replication initiation; DNA replication. Lineage: Eukaryota; Fungi; Ascomycota; Eurotiomycetes; Chaetothyriales; Herpotrichiellaceae. The record is from RefSeq and is a predicted model, not a curated record.